AAGUUUUGCAUUCGAUUUGCAAAAUGAUGACCAUAUCUUUGAUCUGGGGGAUUGUUAUAGCAGUGGGCUGCUGUUUAUGGCUUAUUCUUGGAAUGAGGAGAAGACAAAUGGGUGAACCACCUCUGGAGAAUGGGUUGAUUCCAUAUCUGGGAUGUGCUCUGCAGUUUGGUGCCAAUCCUCUUGAGUUCCUCAGAGCAAAUCAAAGGAAACAUGGUCAUGUUUUUACCUGCAAACUAAUGGGAAACUAUGUACACUUCAUCACAAAUCCCUUGUCAUACCAUAAAGUGUUGUGCCAUGGAAAAUACCUUGAUUGGAAAAAGUUUCACUUCACUAUUUCUGCAAAGGCAUUUGGGCACAGCAGCAUUGACCCAAGUGAUGGAAAUACCACGGAAAACAUAAACAAAACUUUCAUCAGAACCCUGCAGGGCGAGGCCUUGGAUGCCCUUACAGAAGCCAUGAUGGAAAACCUCCACCUUGCCAUAAGACCUCCAGUCAUUCCUAAAUCACAGAUGCCUGCCUGGGUGACAGAGGGGAUGUAUUCCUUCUGCUACCGAGUGAUGUUUGAAGCUGGGUAUUUAACUUUCUUUGGUAGAGAUCUUACAGGGCAAGAUGCACAAAAAGCACUCAUUCUAAAUAACGUUGACAACUUCAAACAAUUUGACAAAAUCUUUCCAGCCCUGGUAGCAGGUCUCCCCAUUCGCGUGUUCAAGACCGCAUACCACGCCCGGGAAAAAAUGGAGCAGGACUUGAGACACCAGACCCUGGGAAAGAGAGAUCACAUCUCCGAAGUGAUCAGGUUUCUGAACGACACGCUCUCCACCUUGGACGACAUGGAGAAGGCCAAGAUUCACCUCGCUGUCCUCUGGGCAUCACAGGCAAACACCAUUCCCGCGACUUUCUGGAGCCUAUUUCAGAUGAUUAGAAGCCCUGAAGCAAUGAAAGCAGCUACUGAAGAAGUGAAUAAAACACUAGAGAAUGCUGGUCAAAAAGCCAGCUUUGAAGACAGUCCUAUUUGUUUGAAUCAAAAGCAGCUGAACGACAUGCCAGUGCUAGAUAGUAUCAUUAAGGAGUCUCUGAGGCUUUCCAGUGCCUCCUUGAACAUCCGGACUGCUAAAGAAGAUUUCACUUUGCACCUCCCGGACGGUUCCUAUAAUAUUCGCAAAGAUGACAUCGUAGCCCUUUAUCCGCAAUUAAUGCAUUUAGAUCCAGAAAUCUACCCAGAGCCUUUGACUUUUAAAUAUGAUCGCUAUCUCGAUGAAAAUGCGAAGACGAAGACCACCUUCUGUAGUAAUGGCCUCAAGAUGAAGUAUUACUACAUGCCCUUCGGUUCAGGAGCUACGAUAUGUCCUGGAAGAUUGUUCGCUGUCCAGGAAAUCAAGCAGUUUUUGAUUCUGAUGCUUGCCUAUUUUGAGCUAGAGCUUGUAGAAAGCCAUGAGAAGUGUCCCCCUUUGGACCAGUCUCGUGCAGGCUUGGGCAUUUUACCACCAGUAAAUGACAUCGAGUUUAAAUAUAAACUCAAACAUUUGUGAAUAUAUGGGUGGAAAUAGAGGAUGCUAGAAAGUUGCAGGACUGCAGAACACUUAUCCAUCCCUUUGGACAGAUGCAUUUAGUGGUAGUGGAACCGAUACAGCAGGUCCAGUUCUGUUCACAGACGCUUGCUUGUGAAUCUUGACAUAUGGGUGACAGUUCCCAGAUGCUAUCUCAGACUAUGCCAGGGAAAAAAUUUACUUCCUAGAAGCACAAUAAUUUGUUUUCAUUUGACUGUGUCAGUAAAUGUGCAUAAA
Diceros bicornis minor is the source of this 1784-nucleotide messenger RNA. RefSeq names its product cytochrome P450 7A1. The record is from RefSeq and is a predicted model, not a curated record. Gene Ontology annotation, biological process: cholesterol catabolic process; cholesterol homeostasis; cellular response to glucose stimulus. Gene Ontology annotation, molecular function: heme binding; iron ion binding; cholesterol 7-alpha-monooxygenase activity. Lineage: Eukaryota; Metazoa; Chordata; Mammalia; Perissodactyla; Rhinocerotidae. The coding region runs from base 24 to 1529 and encodes 501 amino acids. The transcript has 6 exons.